AUGUUUGCUGCAGAGAAGCCUCUCGGACAGUUGGUGAACAUUUUCAGUUCUAGACCAGAAGCCGAGUGGUGAGAGUCUUGCCGGAGCUUGCUGGUUAAAAGAAACUUUAACGUUUCUUUCUACGAACUCCCACAUCCACCGUAAACUUUAGACAAAAUUAUCGGUGUUUGAGUGUACGUGAGUGUGUUUGCGUGUACGCGAGAGUUGUGCGUGUGUGUUUGUUUUAACAAGUUGAGGAAGAAUUCGUGAAUCUCAUUCAGCCAUCGGAUGGCCCGCCCAACAACUACUUUAACAGCGACCAUGAAGUGCUCUUGACGAGAAACUUACUGUUCCACUGUUUGGCUGCCCGUCUAUGCUGGCCACUACUCGAGGGAGAGGAAAAAAGUGUGUGCGUGUGUGUGUGCUACCCUCGAUCAAUAACUCGAACACAGACCUUACUACUCUCUCUCUCUCUACUGUUUGAACAAAACUCUCUCUCUCUAAGGAGUGGGACAUUAAACAACAAAAAAAAAGGGGGAGAAAAUGGCGGCGUGGACUUUAGGAGCCAAUUUGCUUUUCGUUCUAUUGCGGUCGUUUGUUUUGACAGCCGAAUCGAAGAAUGUUUCUCAUCAUAAUAUGCAGCCGACUUUGAGGAGUCUGGUUGUGGCUCACGACGUUCCGGCUGGAUUCAGUAUCGAUCGGUGGGCAUCGACUUCGCCGGAAGCGGAAUACAAGCUCCUCAGGUCGCCUUUCUCUGAUCGUUUCGCUCUAGUCGACAAUGGAUUGCUAAUGACGACAGCUAAACUGGACGCCUUGAUCCACCAUCCGCAACCGUUGACGCUCUACCUGGCCGAGGACGGCCCAUCUCGUAAAUCCACCCACGCCGUCCAGCUCUACGUUGUCGAUCGGCAGCAUCUCAUCCGCUUCGCGAAACCCACCUAUCGAGCCCACGUGACGGAAAAUGCUCCGGCCGGAACGCCCGUCGUUGUUGACGGGCUAUUCGUUAUGGCCGAGAAUGGCAGUCAGGUGAAGUUCGACAUCAUGAGCGGCGGAUCUGAUAGUUUCCGGAUCGAAAAAAUGGAAAAUGCCAACUGCACGAAUCAAACGAGUGCGCGACUGGUCACCCGUCGGCCGCUGGAUCGUGAGAUUCAAUCCGUUUACGACCUAGUUGUGCGAGCUGUGAGCAGUCAUCCGCCCGGAACGGCUACUUGCCGGGUCAUCAUCAGCAUCGACGAUGUCAACGACAACCGGCCCAUUUUUUCAGCUCUCGAGUACCAUUUCGAGGUGCCAAAGACGGCCAUGAAAUACGACCGCGUGGGACGUGUCAAGGCUUUUGACGCCGACGGCGAUCACGCCAUCUUCCGACUGACGUCGGCCAGUAAUUCGUUCGUCAUGAUCCCGCAGACGGGUGAAAUCAUUUUAAUCGACGCUCAACUGCCGUCGAGCAACCGCACUUACGUUUUGCAAGUGGCGGCCAAAGAUCGUCGAGAUCCCGGCUGGGAAACCGAACAAGCGGCGCGCAUCUUCAUCCGCACAGCUGACAAUGAAGUGGACCAAGACCAAGAAAAACACAACGUGGUCAAACGUCGAGCGCCACGAGCUCUUCGUCCUACAAAACGGAUCGAAUUCUCGGAGGCGGAUGGCGCGCCGGAAGGCAAACUGAUGUUUGCUCUGGACAAACCGAGCGAAAAGGAACGUUUCAAAGUUCGUGACGACAACCCGUGGGUGACUGUCGAACCCAACGGCAACGUGCGCGUUAAACGCAAGUGGGACUACGAGGAGCUCGGCCCGGAGAAGACCAUCGACUUUUGGGUGACCAUCACCAACAGCGAGGGCGGAGACACGGACAAUCAGCGCGUGAUUGUGCAGGUGAAGGAUGUCAAUGAUGAGCCGCCUUACUUCAUUAACCGGCCGUUGCCCAUGCAAGCCGUCGUCCAGCUUAAUGCACCUCAAAACACGCCCGUCUUCACGCUGCAGGCUCGUGACCCCGACACGGACCACAACAUCCACUAUUUUCUCGUCCGCGAUAGAACCGGCGGUCGGUUUGAGGUGGACGAACGUUCGGGCGUUGUGCGCACCCGAGGCGGUGAACCUUUCCAGCUCGACAUGGAGUACGUCCUCUACGUCAAAGCCGAAGAUCAAAAUGGCCGAUUAGACGAGCGACGCUAUCAAUCCACGCCGGAAGAGCGGCUUUCUAUUGUCGGAGGCAAACGACCACCACAAUUUUACAUGCCCAGCUACGAAGCUGAAAUCCCCGAGAAUCAGAAAAAAGAUUCCGACAUCAUUUCGGUGAGGGCUAAAUCGUUUGCGGAGCGCGAAAUCCGCUACACUUUGAAAGCGACUGGACAAGGCGCCGGAACGUUCAACAUCGGGCCCACCACCGGCAACGUUCGAUUGGCCAAAGAUUUGGAUUUUGAAGAUUUACGUCAACCGCACGUCUAUCAGCUGCAAGUGACGGCCACCGAAGAUUCAGGUGGAUUCUCCACAUCGGUCGAGCUAACGAUUCGCGUAACGGAUGUCAACGAUAACGUACCCAAGUUUGAAUUGCCCGACUACCAGGCGCACAACAUCGACGAAGACAUUCCCAUCGGCACGUCCAUCCUCAAAGUGAAAGCGACCGAUUCUGAUUCCGGAUCCAAUGCAGAAAUGGAAUACUCGGUCUCUGACGAUCAUUUCGCCAUCGAUUCCAACGGCGUCAUCAGCAACGGCAAACAGCUGGACGCUGAUAACAAUAACGCCUACUACGAAUUCACCGUCACGGCCAAGGAUAAAGGCGAGUCGCCUAAAUCCGGCACGGCAACGGUGCGCAUUUACACCAAGAACAAGAACGACGAAGAGCCGAAAUUCUCGCAGGGCGUUUACACGCCCAACGUGGAUGAAAACGCCGGACCCAACACGUUGGUGACGACUGUCGUCGCUUCCGACAAGGAUGGAGACAACGUCCGUUUCGGAUUCGUUGGCGGUGGCACCCGAUCGGGCCAAUUUGUCAUCGAGGAACUGACGGGCGUCAUCCGUCUGCACAGCGGGGGGAUCAGUUUGGAUCGCGACAAGUACGAAUUGAACGUGACGGCCAUUGACGAUGGCGCCUGUUGUGGCGGGACCGGAUUGACGCACACGUCGACGGCUGUCGUCGUUGUCUUCAUCACGGACGUCAACGACAACAAGCCCGUCUUCUCGGAAUGCAGUUCGUAUAGCCCGAAAAUCGAAGAAGGAGCUCCCAACGGCAGUCCAGUUGUCCGUGUCCAGGCUACCGAUGCCGAUAAGGGCGUCAACGGCCAAGUCAAGUAUUCCAUCGUCCAGCAACCCAACCAGAAAGGCACGAAAUUCACCGUCGACGAAGAAACGGGCGAGAUUUUUACAAACAAGGUGUUUGAUCGUGAAGGAGACGAUGGUAAAUUCGUUUCGGUGACGGUCAAGGCCACCGAUCAGGGCGACCCAUCUUUGGAGGGCGUUUGCUCCUUCACCGUUGAGAUAACUGACGUCAACGAUAACCCGCCCCUGUUCGAUCGACAGAAAUACGUGGAAAAUGUCAAACAAGACACGAACAUCGGGACCAACAUUUUACGCGUUUCAGCCUCGGACGAAGACGCCGACAAUAACGGCGCCAUCGUCUACAACCUGACGGCCUACAAUUCACAGGAUCUGGAAUACUUUACUAUCCUACCCGAAUCCGGCUGGAUCGUCCUCAUCAAACCGCUUGACCGCGAGACUUACAAAUUGGAAGCAGUGGCUCAGGAUCGCGGUUUCCCGCCUUUAUCGCGCACGGUCGAAGUCCAGAUUGACGUUGUCGACCGGGCCAACAAUCCGCCCGUCUGGGACCAGGUCGUCUACGGCCCGAUUUUCGUCAAAGAGAACAAGAAUGUCGGCGAUAAAGUCGUGUCGGUCAAAGCCAGUUCGGGAAUUGAAGGCAAUCCGACCGUCUUUUACCGACUGAUUCGAGGGUCGACAGCUCAGACUAACAAGUACGACACGUUCUACUUGCAACAGCGAGCCGAUAACGGCCACACUUGGGCUGAUAUCAAAGUCAAUCAUCCGCUGGAUUACGAGAACAUCAAAGAAUACAAUUUAACUAUUCGUGUCGAGAACAACGGAGUCCAGCAGCUGGCCAGUGAGGCCACAGUGUACAUCGUCCUGGAAGACGUCAACGACGAUAUCCCGCUGUUUACCGAACGUGAACAAGAGACGGUGCUGGAAGGCGAGCCGAUUGGAACGGGCGUGACGAGAGUCAACGCCAUCGACAAGGAUGGAACGUUCCCCAACAAUCAGGUUUAUUACGGCAUCGUCGAUUCCCCUCGUAACGAAGGCAAAGAUUACUUCGAAAUCAACGAGCAGACGGGCGAGAUCUUCACCAAAGUUGUGUUCGAUCGUGAGAAACAGGCUGCCUACGCCCUCGAGGUGGAAGCCAGAGACGGAGCCCCUUCGGCUAGACCCAACAGCAACGGUUUACCCAACACAGUGACCAAAUUCAUCCGUAUUGGCAUUGCCGACAAGAACGAUAAUCCGCCCUAUUUCGACAAGACUCACUACGAGGCUGAAGUGGACGAGAACGAGGACAUCCAGCACACUGUGCUCACCGUCACUGCCAAAGAUCUCGACGAAUCCUCGAAAAUCCGUUACGAAAUCACCCGUGGUAAUUUGGGAGGAGCUUUCGCCGUCAAGAACAUGACGGGCGCUAUUUACGUUGCCGGACCGCUGGAUUACGAGACCCGUAAAAGAUACGAUCUGACUUUGGUGGCGUCUGACAGUCUAAACGAAAGUGUUACUCGAGUGGUAAUCCUCAUCAAGGACUCCAAUGACUUGCCGCCCAUCUUCAAUCAGACAAUGUACACCGCCCACGCCUUGGAGGAGCUUGCAGAUCCUCUCCCUUUUAAACUUCUACAGGUGACGGCUACCGACGGUGACAAGGAUCGCGAACAGAAUAUUGUCUAUUUCCUAACGGGUCAGGGUAUCGAUCCGGACAAUCCAGCCAAUAGCAAAUUCGAUAUCAACCGGACAACUGGCGAAAUUUACGUUCUUAAACCGCUGGAUCGUGAUCAACCCAACGGGCGGCCUCAAUGGCGUUUCACUGUAUUCGCCCAGGACGAGAAAGGCGAAGGUCUUGUAGGUUAUGCCGAUGUCCAGGUCAAUUUAAAGGAUAUCAACGACAAUGCUCCGCUCUUCCCGCACGGCGUCUACCUGGGCAAUGUAACGGAAAACGGUACGGCCGGCAUGGUUGUCAUGACGAUGACGGCCGUCGAUUAUGACGACCCCAACGAAGGUUCCAACGCCAAAUUGACUUACUCGAUUGAGAAGAACGUCAUUGACGAAAACACGGGCAUGCCCAUCUUCGAGAUCGAGUCGGAAACUGGAGUCAUUAAAACAGCAGUCCCUGGACUCGAUCGUGAAAAGACACCCGACUACUCGAUUCAAGUGGUCGCCAUGGACGGUGGAGGUCUCAAAGGAACUGGAACGGCGUCUAUUAGGGUCAAGGAUAUCAACGACAUGCCGCCGCAAUUCACCAAAUCAGAAUGGUACACCGAAGUGGACGAAACGGACGGCAUCGCAUUACCGGACGCUCCCAUCUUGACCGUCACUGUUCACGAUGAAGAUGAAACCAACAAAUUUCAUUACAAGGUCAUUGAGAGCAGUGGAUUCGGAGCUGACAAGUUCACUAUGGUGCGCAAUAAUGACGGAACUGGCUCGCUCAAAGUUGUCCAGCCGCUUGACUAUGAAGAUAAACUUCAAAGGAACGGAUUCCGUUUCAUGAUCCAAGUCAACGACAAGGGCGAAGAUAAUGACAACGACAAGUAUCACGUCGCUUACUGUUGGGUGAACGUCAAAUUGCGUGACAUCAACGAUAAUAAGCCGCUUUUCGAGAAAGCCAAUAUCGAGACUUCCGUCUAUGAAAACGCUGAAGUUGGCAAAAGCUUAGAGACGUUCCGAGCCACUGAUCCGGAUCAAGGGGGUAAAAGCAAAGUGUCGUUCGCUAUUGAUCGCGCUUCCGAUCGUCGACGUCAGUUUGCCAUCAAUCAAAAUGGCACCGUCACCAUCCAGCGACACUUGGACCGUGAAGACACUCCACGUCAUCAGGUCAAGAUUUUGGCCAUCGAUGACGGAGUCCCACCGAAAACGGCCACGGCCACGUUGACCGUCAUUGUGCAAGACAUCAACGAUAACGCGCCACGAUUCCUCAAGGAUUACCGGCCAGUUCUUCCGGAACAUAUGCCACCAAGAAAAGUUAUCGAGAUCUUGGCCACUGAUGAUGACGAUCGUUCGAAAGGAAACGGACCCCCGUUUUAUUUCCGUUUGGAUCCCAACGCCGACGAUGAAAUCCGAGCUUCGUUCAAGAUCGAACACGAUCCCAAGGGAGCCAAUGGAGAUGGAAUGGCCAUCGUUUCGUCGUUGCGUUCGUUUGACCGAGAACAGCAGAAAGAAUUCCACGUGCCUAUCGUUAUCAAGGAUUCAGGCAAUCCGGCCAUGUCUGGCACAUCCACUUUGACAGUCAUCAUCGGUGAUGUCAACGACAACAAAAUGCAAGCGGGUGCCAAAGACAUCUUCGUCUACAACUACAUGGGUCAGGCACCGGAUACAGAAGUGGGACGAGUGUACGUCUACGAUCUGGACGAUUGGGAUUUGCCGGACAAGAAAUUUUAUUGGGACACGAAAGAGCAUCCGAAUUUCUCUCUCCAUCAGGACACUGGCAUGUUGACAAUGCGCCAUGGAACGCGUGACGGCAAAUACCAUCUUCGUUUCCGCGUCUACGAUCGCAAACAUACUCAAGUCGAUGUGCCAGCCAAUGUGACCAUCACCGUUCGAGAGAUUACCCACGAAGCUGUGACCAGUUCAGGUUCCAUCCGCAUAGCUGGCAUUUCAGACGAAGAUUUUAUCCGCAUUUGGGAUUAUAAGACGCAAGACAUCGUUAAGAGCAAAAUCGAUAAGCUGCGAGAUAAAUUGGCUCAGCUUUUGGCAGUUGAUCGGGAAAAUGUUGAUAUUUUUAGCGUCCAGUUACGUCAACAACGUCCUCCUAUUACUGACAUUCGUUUCUCUGCUCACGGCUCUCCUUUUUAUAAACCAAUCAAACUCAAUGGCAUUGUGCUCCAGUACAGAGAAGAGAUCGAAGCUGAAGUUGGUAUCAAUAUCACAAUGGUGGGCAUCAACGAAUGUCUAGUCGAAAACAAAGCUUGUGAAGGAUCCUGUACCAAUAUUAUGGAAGUCAGUACGUUGCCGUACCUGAUCAAUGCCAAUAAAACGGCCCUAGUGGGCGUUCGGAUCGAUAUCCAACCAGAAUGCACGUGUGGUGCCCGUAAUUUUACUCGGGACGAAAGCUGUCGCAAUAAUCCUUGCCACAAUGGCGGCCGUUGCAUCGAAGGCCGUUACGGCGUCACAUGUCAAUGUCCCAGUGGUUAUGACGGGCCUCGCUGUCAACAAACGACACGCACUUUCCGUGGCACUGGAUGGGCCUGGUAUCCGGCGUUGGAAAUGUGUGAAAGUUCUCACCUUAGCAUCGAGUUCCUCGCCAAGAAACCGGAUGGAACGUUGCUCUACAACGGACCAAUGGUGCCACCGGAAACGGAAGAGACUCUCAUUUCAGAUUUUAUUGCAUUGGAGUUGGAAUCUGGUAAUCCGAGGUUAUUGAUCGACUUUGGUUCUGGAACGCUGGAACUCAAGAUCAAACUGAACAAGACGACACAUCGGUUGGAUGACGGUGACUGGCAUCGUCUCGACAUCUUUUGGGACACUGAGAACGUCCGCAUGGUGUUGGAUCUUUGUCGUUACGCAACGAUCUAUGAGCCGGAAGACGGAACCGCCUCGGUGUUUAAUACAUCCGCUUGCGAAGUCAAAGGUGUCAUCCCACCAUUCAACGAAUACCUGGAUGUCAGCUCGCCAUUACAAAUAGGCGGUGUAUCUCAUGCGUCCCUCGAUCCAUCCCAAUUCCGCUGGGAUCAUCUGCCUCAUGGCAAGGGCUUCAGCGGUUGCAUCCGCAACUUUGUUCACAACAGCAAGAUCUAUGACCUCGCGGAGCCUGGAAUGUGGCAAGGAAGUACACCCGGAUGCGCUCCGCUAGACGAAUUAUGCUCUGGCAAUGAGAUUUCAGGCCCGGGUGUUACGUCUUUUGGCCGACCAGUCUCUUCCGGCUGCGGCGAACAUGGCAGUUGCGUCGGCUCGUUAUCAGAGCCGCGUUGCGAAUGUCGUCCAGGUUGGACUGGACCUGGAUGCAACCAGGAAACCAUUCCGGCUACGUUCAAUCCACAGAGCUAUGUAAAAUAUGCUCUAUCCUUCGAGCCCGUUAGUUUCAUCACAGCCAUCCAGCUGCGCUUCAGGACGCGAGAAGAACAUGGAGAACUCUUCCGCGUGUCCGAUCAGCACGCUCGCGAAUACGGCAUUUUGGAAAUCAAGGACGGCCGGUUGCGAUUCCGUUUCAAUUUGAACAGCUUGAGAACGGAAGAAAAGGAUUUGUGGUUGACGUCCAUCACCGUCAACGAUGGCCAAUGGCACACGGUUAAAGUUAGUCGUUACGGUUCGGCCGCCAUGUUGGAAUUGGACGGUGGUGAAGGCCGUCGUUACAAUGAAACGUUCAUCUUCGAGGGUCACCAGUACAUGCAAGUCGAUAAGCAAGAGGGUGUCUACGCUGGUGGCAAGGCAGAAUACACGGGCGUCCGCUCUUACGAAGUCUACGGCGACUAUCAGAAAGGAUGUUUGGAUGAUAUCCGAUUGGAAUCGAAACCUCUUCCAUUGCCUCCGGCAUUGAAUGGAACUCAAUGGGGACAGGCAACUACUUCGCACGGUGUUCGCCGCAAUUGCCCGUCCAACAACCCAUGUUCCAACGUCAUCUGCCCACUUCCAUUCGAGUGCAAUGACUUGUGGAUGGACUAUGAAUGCAGUUGUGGUGAGUCCAAGGUGAUGACACUGGACGGCAAGGGCUGCAUCGACCGUGAUGAAUGUCUUACCAACCCGUGUCUCAACGGUGGAAUGUGUAUCAACCGUGAGCCGUUCUACCUGUGCGACUGCCCGGAUGGCUAUUUGGGCGAGAACUGCGAGUUCCACCAGCAAGGCCAAAUCGUCAGAUUGAGCAUGGGUGCUUUGGCCGCUAUUCUGGUCUGCCUCCUGGUCAUUCUCAUUAUGGUGCUGAUUUACGUGGUGUACAGCCGUCGAAGGGAAUCGACAGUUCGCUAUGCCGGUCCUGAUGACGACGUCCGCGAAAACAUCAUCAACUACGAAGACGAAGGCGGUGGUGAAGAUGACAUGACAGCCUACGAUAUCACGCCCCUUCAAAUUCCAAUUGGAGGCCACGGAUUGGGACUCGGUUACGAUACAAUGAAAGGAGGCAAAAUUCCAUAUCACUCUCCUGCCCCAAUGAUGAUGAGUGGCGAGCCGAACGUUGGUGUCUUCAUCGACGACCAUAAAAGAAGAGCCGAUACGGAUUUAAAUGCUCCGCCUUACGAUGAUUUGCGUAACUACGCCUACGAAGGUGGUGGCAGUACAGCUGGAUCUUUAUCAUCCCUAGCGUCUGAAGACGACGAACAGGAUUUUGACCACUUGAACGGCUGGGGCACGCGGUUCCAGAAGUUGGCUGACAUGUACGGCGAUGGCGACAGCGAAGAGGAAGAGGAUGAAGAGGAAGAAGACAUUCACUAGAGGAAAAGACGAAAACAAAAGAGUCGGAUUGGUAAAAGAGAAAAAGAAAAGCUGUGCCCUCUCACCCCCUCCUUCUUCAGCACUGCGCUCAAGCUGAUUCCAUUCCUAUCUUCUUGUUUUGUUCCCUCCUCCCUCAAAGAAAACCACCACCCCACUAUGAGGUCGGCCCAAAAUGGUGUCCUCAAUAUUGUCAACAAUCUGGUCAAAUGUGUGAAAAACAUUCCAAAGGAAGGAAAAUGGAGAAAACGGACGACGAACGGAAAUGAUUUCAUUUUUCGGCAACCCGUCACGUUUAAGCGGCUUGGCUGCUCAAUUUUUCUAGAUUUUCAAAACAAACAACUAAAAAAAAAAAAAUGAAAAAUUAUUAGUAAAUAUUUUAGAGAAACAAAAAAAGCGCGAAUCCUGCGUGAUCGUCUUUUGUUUUUCCCAAAAGAUUUAUGAUUUUAACACAUUUCGUGCUGUAGGUUUGGUUUUGAUGAUGUUUCACUCACACACAAUUUCACGUUUUUUUUUUUUGUUUUGUUUUUUUGAAUUUUUCCGCCCUCACCUUUGAUAGAUUUUCUAUUUCGAAUGUUGCCAAUUUUGAGCGAGACGACGUAUGCUUAUGAAAAGGUGUCGCUGUAUUUUUGUUAGUUUAUCGCAAAACUUUUUUUGGACAAUACUCGUAGGCUUCCCAUUCUCCAGUUGCCACUCGUUUCUCUAUUGGGUUUUUUAGGGGAUUCAAAACAAAAAACAAAGAAGGAAAUCAAAGAGUGCUAUUCCCAUUCUCGCUCGGACCCUAUUUUCCUCUCGUCCUCUUAGAUUCUCUAAUAAUACCGUUCCUAAAUCCAGCGAAAUGAAAAGACAAAAAAAUUCAAUAAUUAUGCGACGUAGUUGAGACAUUUUUCUUAUAGAUCCUUCUUCUAAUUGAUUGGGUUGUUUUUCGAUUUUUAUUUGGAAGGCGAAAUUCGGCUCGUUGUGUAUCAAUGUUUUGUAGGGUGGGGGGGGAUGACGCUGCUGUGCAUUCAUUCUUGUUCUUUAUUGCAUGAUCUCAGUCGUUAUGGUACAGAGUGCCGACUAUGUGCGAGCCAAAAAAGGGAAGAGGAAAAAACAUUUUGCGCGCAGAGAUUCACUGCCAAAUGCUACACAAGACGAAAUAACUCAUCAAAAAGAAAAUCCCUUUGCUGACCAUUUCUUCUUUCUCCAUACUGUGGGCAGUUUUCAAUCAAUAGCUUUUAUUUAUAUUUAUCGACCCAGGCGAAAAUCCAAUAAAAUUCGACCAGUCUUUUCAAUCA
Messenger RNA from Daphnia magna, 10868 nucleotides. It is a transcript of the gene CadN, whose product is annotated as neural-cadherin. Gene Ontology annotation, cellular component: catenin complex; plasma membrane. The transcript has 34 exons. The record is from RefSeq and is a predicted model, not a curated record. Lineage: Eukaryota; Metazoa; Arthropoda; Branchiopoda; Diplostraca; Daphniidae. Bases 523 to 9594 code for a protein of 3023 amino acids. Gene Ontology annotation, biological process: homophilic cell-cell adhesion. Gene Ontology annotation, molecular function: cadherin binding; calcium ion binding.